CCCCGCGCUUCCGGCGUCCCAGCUGAGCCGUGACCCAGCCUGGGAGACCCAGGCAGCCCGCGGAGACCCCGAGGGAGGCGGAGGUGAAUGAUAAGGACCCAUGAAAGCUGCUCCAGAGCCGCAGAAGAACAGGACGGCCCUGCCAGGUGCGAGGUCGGCGCAGAAACGGAUUUGCUCGCUCCCCGUCUUCGCCUAGCCAAGAGCAAGUCCAGACAUGGGCAGCAGCCAGCCCCUUCCCAUCUCCGAAAGCGGCGCCAGGAAAAAGAAGAAGCGGAAGGCCCGAGCCCCGGAUUCCCUGCCCGAAAGGUUUGAAGAUUUGUACAGACUGACCUCCGAGCUGCUGGGAGAAGGUGCCUACGCCAAAGUUCAAGGUGCUGUGAGUUUGCAGAACGGCAAAGAAUAUGCAGUAAAGAUCAUCGAGAAACAAGCCGGACACAGCCGGAGCAGGGUGUUCCGGGAGGUGGAGACGUUGUAUCAGUGUCAAGGCAACAAGAACAUUUUGGAACUGAUUGAAUUUUUUGAAGAUGAAGCAAGGUUUUACCUGGUCUUCGAGAAGCUGCAAGGAGGCUCGAUUUUGACUCACAUCCAAAAGCGAAAGCAUUUCAACGAGCGGGAAGCCAGCCGGGUGGUCCGCGAUGUCUCCUCUGCCCUGGACUUCUUGCACACGAAGGGCAUCGCUCACCGAGAUCUGAAGCCGGAGAACAUACUGUGUGAAUCCCCCUCAGAGGUGUCCCCAGUGAAGAUCUGUGACUUCGACCUGGGCAGCGGCGUGAAGCUGAACAACUCUUGUACCCCCAUCACCACGCCGGAGCUGACCACGCCGUGCGGCUCGGCUGAAUACAUGGCACCUGAGGUGGUCGAGGUGUUCACUGAAGAAGCCACUUUUUACGACAAGCGCUGUGACCUCUGGAGCCUCGGGGUGGUUCUGUACAUCAUGCUCAGUGGCUACCCUCCCUUUGUGGGUCACUGUGGCACCGACUGCGGCUGGGACCGGGGAGAGGUCUGCCGAGUCUGCCAGGUGAGGCGCAGCCUGAGUCCUGGGGUCCCUGCUGUGGCAUUUUCCAGGGCGGGGGCCCAUGUUCCCCAGCAGGCGCUUCCUGAGCUGCCCCUGGGUCCCUCCUGCAGAUGGCAGCCCAGACCAGGGCCUCCGUCACCCACCGGCCUGCCUGCUCACGAGUUUCCCCGUGCUUGCCAUCCAAGGUAGGCUGGGCAAGGACAGGCCACUGAGGCGUCCAAGGAGGCCUGUACAGAGUGGUAUGAAAUAGGAAUUUUUUUAAAAAGCACAGUGAGCACUCAGCCAACACUGAUUAAGCUCCUGCUGUGUGCCAGGCUCUCUGCUGGCCUUCCAGGGGUCUAACUAAGUUCGUCAGAUCAGAUGGCGUUCCUAGACUCGUGUUGGUGUGUGAGAUUUUCUCUGCUGCCCUGGGAACUGGGUGCUCUGGUAAUCCCCAUUUCA
Sarcophilus harrisii (Tasmanian devil) is the source of this 1456-nucleotide messenger RNA. It is a transcript of the gene MKNK1, whose product is annotated as MAPK interacting serine/threonine kinase 1. Gene Ontology annotation, cellular component: cytoplasm; nucleus. Gene Ontology annotation, biological process: intracellular signal transduction; protein autophosphorylation; peptidyl-serine phosphorylation. The record is from RefSeq and is a predicted model, not a curated record. Bases 215 to 1204 code for a protein of 329 amino acids. Lineage: Eukaryota; Metazoa; Chordata; Mammalia; Dasyuromorphia; Dasyuridae. The transcript has 10 exons. Gene Ontology annotation, molecular function: calcium-dependent protein serine/threonine kinase activity; calcium/calmodulin-dependent protein kinase activity; calmodulin binding.